Messenger RNA from Peromyscus californicus insignis, 10235 nucleotides. RefSeq names its product olfactory receptor 226-like. Gene Ontology annotation, molecular function: G protein-coupled receptor activity; olfactory receptor activity. Bases 4701 to 5636 code for a protein of 311 amino acids. Gene Ontology annotation, biological process: G protein-coupled receptor signaling pathway. The transcript has a single exon. Gene Ontology annotation, cellular component: membrane. NCBI's taxonomy places the organism in Eukaryota, Metazoa, Chordata, Mammalia, Rodentia, Cricetidae. The record is from RefSeq and is a predicted model, not a curated record.
GUAGGUCUUUCCAAGGAGAUUUAACUGAGAAGGGAAGACCCAUCCUGAGUGUAGGUGGUACCAUCCCAAGGGCUCUGGAUACAUACUGAAUCAAGGGUUGAGCUUCCUUGCCCAUGCCAUGGUCCAAGCUAUUCUUGCCAUCAUGACUCCCUUCCAUAAUAGGCUACAUUCCUCUGAACUGAGCCAGAAGAGACCCUUCCCUCCUUAAGUUUUGUUUUGUCAGAUAUUUGGUCACAGAGACAAGAAAAGAAGACUAAUACAACUUUAAAGAGUGACUUUGGACACAUAGGCCCACCUGGCGCCAUGCAGCCUGGGUGGGCGGAAGCCAGCCACAAGCCAGGCAGGCACUACUAUGAUGAACAGGUUUGUGGUGGAGAAAUGAAGAGAAGGAGAAGUGGAGUGCUUCGUGCACUGUGAAGAGAUGCAGAACUGAAGAUGCAUAGGCAGUGAGGAACAGUUUGAUAGGGGUGGCCUAUGCUGCCACCUGGGACCGUGUAAUGUCCAGGCCUGUGCUGCCACCAAAGACCUUGUCUGGGUCCAUGGCACUACUGCAGCCAAGGUCUACGUUGAUGUUCAUGGACCAUGUUACCACUGAGAGCCAUACAGAUGCCGAUGAACUCGGCCACUGUCUGAGGCCGUGCUGGUGUCUGAGGGACAUGCUGCUGCUGGGGCCAUACUGAACUGCAUGACUUGUGCAGCCAACCAGAGCCAUGGUAAUGUCCAGGCCAGAGUUGUGGCCCAGGGCCAUGUCUGAGUCUGCGGUCCUACUGUAUCCAGGGUCUGUAUUGAUAUCCAUGGCCUAUGUUACCAUGGGGACCAUGGAAGAGCUGGCUCUGGGAGGUUUGGGCACCAGGAAGCUGGUUCUGCCUCCAUGGGAAAACUGCCCCUCUGGCCCCUACAGGGAUAACUGGCCCUUCAUGCAGAGAAACUGGCCUCAUCCUUCACCAUGAGUGGUGGAGAGCUGGCCCUAUGGUGUGGGUCUGGAAGAGCUGGCCCUGCUCCUCACAGGAGAUCUAGCCCUGACCCUUGCCUGAGGGGAGUGGUCCCAGUGGAAGCCGGAACUGACCAACUCAGCUACUACCCAGGCCAACAUCCAAGGCUUUGAGUUGGCUCACCCCAACAUCUAACCCAGUUAUGACCUGCUGAGUGCAUGAAGGGACCAUUCCUAAAGAGCCAUAGCCACAGGAUCUCCAUGACUCAGGGCAACAGCAGGAUAUCCCAGACAAGUUUUGGUGAGGGUCCAGUAUUGAUGGUGUAGCAGAAGCCAGAGGCCUUGAACCAGACCAACAACUCAUUGCAAUGAACAUUUUCAAGUAAAGCUGUUUGGGCAAAAGGGUCUACUGCAUGACAUACUGAAGCUCCCAGGGCCACUACCACAAUGAAUGUCAUGGAGAGACAGGAAAGAUGGAGGAAUAAAGUGUUUUGUUAUUGCUUUUGUUUUUUUUUUUAUUUGUUUUUCUUUUGGAGUAUGGGGAGGCUACAAGGGUGGAGGGUGGACAUAGAAAGACUGGGAAAUGAGUGGGAUUGGGGUGAAUGAUGUGAAAUUCCCAAAGAAUCAAUUUUAAAAAUGUUAAUAAAAAAAAGAGUCACUUAGAAAACAUGAAAAAACUCUUUAAAAAAUGAUGAGUAAAAGAUGACAGACAGCUUUGGAAGCAGUGGGCAAAAGAUUAAAAAAAAGGGGCAUCUCACAGAAAUCAAAAACAUGAAGUGGGAACUUACAAAUCACCAUAGUGAGACACAUUUUAAAAACAUUUUUCAUUUAUUUGCUUGAUUUUACAUAUAGGAGUUUAUUUUCUUCACAUGUGUGUAGGCACAGCAUGUGUGUCUGGUGCCCAGGGAGCUCAGUUAUGGGCAUUUGGUUCCCUGGAACUGGAGUUCCAGUUUUGAGCCACUGUGUGGGUGCUGGGGACCGAACCUAGGUCCUCUGCAGGAGCAACAAGUGCUCUCAACCUUUGGGCCAGCCCCAAAACAAUGAGAUAUUUGAUACCCACUAACGUGGCAAAGAUUCAGAAUUUGGCUAUGCCACCUGGGCAAGGACCAAUGGUAGAUGUGUGGCCUAACGUGGUCACCACUACUAAUGUGGUCACCACUAAUAAUAUGGUCACCACUACUAAUGUGGUCACCACUACUAAUGUGGUGACUUUUGGGAAAGACUCUGGCAUUUUCUUGCAAAAUUUCAGACAAAGUUCAGCUCAGGUAUCCAAGAGCAGCAUUCAAACAGCAAACAGGACCUGUGUGCUGGAAUGUCACCCAAUGCUGUCCCCAACAGUCACAGUCUGGAAACAACCCAAGUGUAUCACGGCCACACUUCAGACAGCACACACGGUAAAGUGAAGUGAGUGGGCCAGAAGGAUAGGAAUCUCGGUAGCAAAAAGCAAGAACUGAAAGACAACACAGAGUAGCACCGUCUGCCACUCGAGCCAAGCUGAGCCAUAUGCUGUCAACAGGUCAGUUAUGCUAAGCAGUAAGUAGCUCCCUGAGGGGAAGGGGACUGGGGCUGGCAGCCUGGGUCACUUCGCACUUUUCUCCUCUUGUGUUGAGUUCCUAUCAGUUCAUAAGAUGAAUGAGUGGGUAGAUGGCAGUCCUGGGAAUACAACGAAAGGGCACUGAAAAAUCUGAUGGGAAACGGUCUUGAUUCUCAGACUUCUCUGGUGUAGACUACCCUGUGGGAAGCCUGGUGCUGAAGAGAAGGAGGAAGCUUCCCAGCUGAGCACAAUUCCCCCUGGGCCUGAAGGAACCUCCACAGAACUCCACAAAUUGUCCUGAGAACAAUUACAGUCCCCAGAACUGGGGAGAGCAAGGCCACUAAGGAGUGUGUAAAGAUCAGGGAGGCCCAAAUCAACAGGGCCUGUGAGAUGAGGAGCUUGUCCCCCAGACCUGCAGUUAGAGACACUGCAGGGACCCUGCCUGGCUUGCUGAGACCUUGAGACAAAGGGCCCAGGGAAAGCAAGACCUUCCAGGGCCUCCCCGUCAACUGCUUCCACAAGCCUAGCCAGUCCGUGACACCAGACCUGAGAACUGGAAAGCCCCCAGCCCAGAGGAGGGGGGCAUCCACCCUGUCCCAGGCUGCUCUGGCUUAGAUGGCACUCAGGUACCCCAUCACCAGCAUGUGUGGGAUCAGGCUGACAGACUUCCACCCUCAGCUUGCAAGCAGUCCCCCUUCUUAUUUGGCUGGCCCACUCUCUUUCUGAAGUGCUGAAAGGAGACUGGAGACAGCCCUUGGGCUCCUCCCCAGCUCAGCUCUUCCCACCUGCCAGGAUUCCCACAGACCUUGAGCUGUGGAGGCCCCCUUCAGCAGACUCCAGGCUCCAGUGCCAACUACCAGCUUCGGCACUCAUCAGGGGCCACUGCAUGGUGCCAGUGAACUCACUCAUCAGAAGAGCCAACUGCCCAACCCAGCAGGUAAGAACCAGUUGUGGCAAGCGCUGCUUGUUGAGUGUGUAAAGAACUGUGUUCCUCCACCAACCUCCUCUGCCUGUCCAGGAACAGACAGCCUGGUGCUAAAUGUGAUCGAGGGACCUGGGGCUGCACCCCUUCCAAGAUGGGCCAAGGAAACCAGGAAGUACUACUGCAUGGGGACCCCUGCCUGGUUUCUGCUCCAGGUCACCCCAUGUGCCCUCAGACACCUAGCUACAGAGGUGUCCCCACGGGAAAUUCCCAAACUGUUUUUUUCACUUGAAGAUUGGUGACGACACCUUCCAUUCAUUCUCCACCACUAAGUUUGCUCCUUGGGAAAAAAAUGAGUUCUGGCUGAGCAGAGUCUGGGCCAUGGUAGAACAUCAAACGUGAAGUCAGACGGACUCACACGCUGUAGCCCCAGGACUCAGGAGGCUGUCGCAGGAAGAUACUGCGUUUGCUGUCAGCCUGGCUACAGAAACUGUCUCAGGGAGAGGAGAAGAAAGGAAAGGAGACGCCAUUACAAAGCAGGGUGAGCCUUCUCCUCUGCAACCCUUUGCUCUGUUUCCCUCUCCAUUUGAUGGUCCUGUGACCAGUGGAGGUGUAGCCUUUCAGUCUGACCUUCCUGCGGCAUGAGGGAUCCUCUAGCCACAGAAAAAAUGUAUGAACCUGCCAAGGUACUUGAGUCUUCAGACAAGAUAGCAUACAAAAUCCAGGCCUAUAGCCUCUGAGCAACAUGUAAGGCAAAGCAAGCUUUCUUGGAACUGUAUGAGUGCAUGUAACAUGGUAUAAGCAUGUGUAUACAAGUGUGCAUGUGUAUGCAUGCACACACCUGAAAGGAGUGUGUGUGUGUGCAUGUGCACCUGGAAAGCAUGUACUUGUGUAUUGAGUCAAGGAGGGUAGCACAUACUCACAAAUAUGUAAGAGGGGUGUUUCUGUUCAUGCUGAUGUUCACAGAUCCUAAGUCAUUGCUCAGCUGUUAGCUCUUGGUAAAUGUGAAAGUGAUCUUCACAGUGGACGUGACAGGUGAGUACCGCAGCAGAUCCUGAAAGUACACAGUGAGAGCCCUCUCUGCUUGUCUGACCUCUCCCUGAAAACAAGGCUGGUCAGCCCUGGGAGGCCCCACAGAGAAGUCCCUUGGUCCUGAGACAGUGUGGUGGCCCUUGCCUUUGAGACCCUAGCAGGGGCCACAAAGCCUCCAACAACUUGGACCAAUGGAACAGUGGCCUGGGCCCAUCACACAGGGAGCUUGAAUCCCUGCUGUUCCAUGGUGCUCAGAAGUGGCCUCCCAGCCAGAAAGGGCCAUGAGCAACUGCAACAACACUUUGGUGACAGAGUUCAUUCUUCUGGGUUUCCCAGAGCUGUGCCACCUUCGAGGGCUGCUCUUUGGGUUAUUCCUAACCAUCUAUGUGGUGACCGUCCUAGAGAACUUGGUCAUUGUGGGCACCAUCAGCACUAGCCGGCAGCUACACAUACCCAUGUACUUCUUCCUGGCCAAUCUGUCUGUGCUGGAAACCCUCUACACCACAGUCACAGUGCCCAAGCUGCUUGCUGGUCUCCUGGCAGGGGAAAAAGCCAUCUCCUUCUCAGGGUGCCUCACCCAGCUGUUCCUCUUUCUUUCACUGGGCUCCUCUGAAUGCUUCUUAUUAUCUACCAUGGCCUGUGACCGGUACCUGGCCAUCUGCCGCCCACUGCACUACCCAGCCAUUAUGGAUUCAAGACUGUGCCUACAUCUGGCUCUCAGUGCCUGGCUUGGGGGCUUCUUGGCCUCCUUUGUGUCCACAGCUCUCAUCUCCCGCCUCAGGUUCUGUGGCCCCAAUGCCCUCAACCACUUCUUCUGUGAUGUCUCACCCCUGCUGCAACUGUCCUGCUCAGACACCACUGCCAUUGAAAUGCUGGACUUUGUGGCAGCUCUGGCAGUCCUUGCAACCUCUCUGAUGGUGACCUCAGUCUCCUAUGCUCGCAUCCUUGCCACGGUCCUGAGGAUUCCAGGAGGAGCAGGCCGCAGGAAGGCUUUCUCCACAUGUGCCUCCCACUUGGUGGUAGUCUUAAUCUUCUAUACCACCACCACCUUCAUGUAUGCCCGGCCUCAUGCCAUAAGCUCCUUCGACCUCAACAAGCUGGUAUCUGUGAUCUACUCGGUAGUGACUCCCCUGUUGAACCCUAUAAUCUACUGCCUGAGGAAUCGUGACAUCAGGGAGGCGUUCACCAAGCUCCUCCAGACCCCCAGGUUCUCCUGAACACCAGUUGCUGGGUCCUGCUGGAACCCUGGGUCCCUCUUCUCUGCUCUCAGACAUGCCCACCAGCCAGUCAAGGCUGUGUUCUUCCUCGUCACUGUGGACAAGUCCCUCCUUUCCCCACAAUUAAGAGUAUCCAAGGGCACACUACGGCCAUUAGCCAGCAACAAACAAGAAGCAAAGGUGACCACGGCCUAGAGACUCUGGGCCCUUCUAGAAAACUCAGCUGUUCUUUUUAGCAGCCCAGGCAAGUCCUUUGUUCUUAAAAUCUCAGUACAGAACCUAAAGGAAGCUCCCUGUCUACUGUCAGGAUCUGGCCUUUAUAACCUUUUCCUGACCAGCCUUGAAUGCCCCACUUCUGAGACCCUGAGAUUUGGCCUUCUUCGAAUAAGGUCCCAGCUCCUGGCCAGGUGGGAGGGUUCCAGCAAGUCCAGGCAGUGUUACUGAGUAUGCAGAUUCUCCAUUUCUCAGAAACAAGGAUGGCUUCUUACGGCUUCUUGCAGAAAGCUUGGUAGGUCUGAUGAGUAAAUGGCAUGCAUGUGUCUGCCUUUUCUUUCUUUUGUGGGGCAUGAGGGUAGAAACAGUAAUGCAAGCAUUUCCCUUCCCAGCAGUUAUCACUGUUAGCCUGGCCAAGUUCUUUCUUGGUUUUGUGGUUGUCCUUUUCCUUCAGGACAGUCACCUAGAAUGAUGAGCUUCACAUGUAUCUUUGGAAGAAUUUAACAUUGCCUUUGUGGCCUGUGUCUCAAUGUUUUACCUUGCACUUCUGAAGUUACAUCAGGAUGCACCCAUAUUUAGGAUUGUUUUGUUCAUAAAUGUAGCCCUUCACAAUGAGGAAGCACCCCUCUGUCUCUGGCACGUCUGUCUGCCUCGACACCUAAAGCUUGAACUCUGCUAUGAUUUAAUACAGCCGCGUCACCUUCCUUCCGGUAACUGUGUGAUACAUACUUUCUGUGCCGGUUUUGAAUCUACUCUCUCCACUCCUGACCACCAUCUGCAGCCGGCUCUGUGACCCAGGCAGGGCCUGCACAGACCAUGCUUCUGCCACACCAACUGCUCUCUGUUGAGAACUCGGCUUUGUAGAUAAUCUCUGAGCUUUGUUUGGUUUGCAACAGUCUUAAGUGUGUAUUUCUCUUUGUAUUUGCUGCCUUUGGUGUGUGUAAUGCUUCCAGAACUCAAGGCUUGCAUUGUCAUCGGUUUUUGAAACACAUCAGGCAUAACUUUCUGAAACACUGCAUCUGCCUUGUUCUCCCCUUUGCUUGCUCCAAAACUACAUGUGUGUCAGAUCUUCCUACAGCCCCUCUGUCUCCUCGUGGUCUGAGCUAUAUACUCCCUUUUCUGGACACUUUCUUCCAAUCUUCCAGGUUCCCAAGUCUCUCUCCAACUAUGUCUAAUAUUCAGGAUAUUUGGCUUUAUUUUGUUCAUUCUAGAAUUCUCAUUUUGUUCUUUUUCUAAGUGAAAAAAAAAACCUCAUUUUUUUCACAAUCAUCAAUCAUCACAGAACAUACCUGUGACCAAAUGUGUAGGGUAGUGUCCUCAUUUACCAAUCAAGCAAUUCUGCAGCUAAUACAAGGUAGGGUCUUCUAAUUCAGUUCAACCCUGACACUGACUGCUUGGACGUAGCUCAGUUCCCACAGGUCUUAGCUGAAUGCUCAGAUGGUCCUGCCCAAUUCAGAAUCCAGCUUCAAGCCCAAGGAGUUUACCUGCAUUUCUCAUAAAACAGCUAUAAAUGGGGCCUUGCAUAAUCCCUUCCUUGAGAUCUUCUAAUUUGCUAGAGAGCUCACUAAACUCUGGGGAGCAUUUGCUUACAUGUGCCAGCUUAUUAAAAGAACCACACCAGGACUGAUAAGGCUGCUGGUUAGGCUCUUUCCUUGCAAACAUAAACACAUACAUUUAGUCCCCAAAACCCACAUUUAAAAGAAAAGGCCAAGCAUGGUACUACAUGCUUGCAGUCUUAGUGCUGGAGAAGUAGAGAUAGGCAUGUGCCUGGAGCUCACUAGUCAGCCAGCUCAGCCUAUUUGGCAAGCUCCAGGACAGGGAGAGACUCUGUCUCAAAAACACAAAAUGAUUACUCCUGAAAAAUAUCACCUGAGGCUUUUUGUCUGGCCUCCACAUGCCCCCACAUACACACAUGCACUUGCAUGUGUGCCUGCACACUUGUGAACACACACACACAGACAGCAUAGAAGAAGAAUCACAAGGGAUACAGAUGAAGAGAUACAGUGGGCAAGGAGUCUGUGAGUGGUACCCUGGGUCUCCUGAACUGAUUAUCUAUCCCUUACCCAGACUGGACUGCAUUCUUUCUAGAACCAUAUGCAAAUGCCUAAUAUCUUUAAGAUUUAUUUACUUUUAUUUUGUGUGUAUGAGUGUUUUACCUGCAUGUAUGUAUAUACACCAUGUGAGUGCCUGGUGCCCAUAGAGGCCAGGAGAGGGUAAUAGAUCCCUUGGAACUGGAGUUAUAGAUGGUUGUUAGCUGCCACAUGGGUGCUGGGAACUGAAGCAAGGUCCUCUGCAAGAGCAGAAAAUGCUCCUAACUGCUGAGCCAUGUCUCCAGCCAAAGCUUUAGUAUCUUGCAUAAGCCCCUCUUCUUUGGUCUUCUAGAAGUUAUCUUGAGUGUUCCAAGUCUAUCCUUGUCACCUUUGGAAUCUCUUGGAUUCUUUAUUAACUUGCUAGUACAAUUUUAAAAUGCCAUAAACAAGGUGGUUUAAACAACAGAAAUUAAUUUUCAUUUUAACUUAAUAACUGGGGUCUUCCAAGGACCCUUUUCUUCCCUUAAGGAUGCCAUGCAUAGUGGUCCCUUUGUCUCUAUAUAAUCUGUGGCCUAAUAUCCUUGGAUUGUGACCCUGUUACUUCCUUAAAGAUCCUAUUAUGAAAUACAGCUACAUUCUGAGGUGCUUGGGAUUAGGAUCCAACAUACAUAUGGGGCAACUCAACUUCUAACAAGUGCCUCUUAAAGACAUUCUGGGAAGGGUUGCUAAGUUCUGAACCGAUCUGACUCUUGAGGCAGCAUUAAAAUUCAUAGGCCAAACUGGACGCGGUGGCACACACCUUUAAUCCCAGAACUUGGGGGGCAGAAACAAGUGGGUCUCUAUUAGUCUUGUCUAAAUAGUGAGUUCCAGGCAAGAAAUGGAAUCUUCCAGAAACAUGUGAGUCAAAAAUGAAUGAUGUUCUUAGCAAUGUCCAGAGAAGAUGGACUAGCAGCACUCCCAUGACUGGCACCUCUAGGAAUAGGACAGGACAGCUGAACAACAGCCACCCUUGGUAGGGGCUAAUAGGCAGGCACUGGAGUUUCAAUACGGAGUUGUCUAAGAACAAUAAUUUAAGCACGAAAGCAUGGAGAAAGACCAUCUCCACACCGGGAAUACUCCCAGAGGCAGAAGUAGGAGAAUGGAGACAGAAAGUCCAAAAACAAUUAACACUGUCAGUGCUAAGCAGAACUGCAGUCUGACUCAGAUCAGGGACUGUAGACUCUAAGCGGCACAUACAACAUGAUGCAGUGUGAGAAACCAUCUGGGGUGGGGCUGAGUCUGCCACCUUAGGAGUCGAAGGUUCUUGGCAUUAUCCCAUCUCCAAGAACUCCAAGAACGGUUGCUCUGGGCCACGGGAUGCCAACCUGGAGAGCUGGUCUAGCUACAGAGGAGAGGCUGAAUGACAAACAUGGUAGGGAGUUGCUUUAGGUUAAAGAGAGAAGUGGCAGUUACUUAUGGGUUGGAGCUUUCAGUCAGGGAAGCUGCUGCAAGAGCUCCCAGAGGAGGCAGGAGCACUUGCAUAUCGUUAUAUAGGGAGCUGAGUUGUGCGAAAUCACAGCUCUUGGAGGGCAGGACCUGUUCAAAAGGCUGCAUCCCCAUAGGACUUCCCCAACCCACAACCAGGCAUUUGAAGAUGAAAAAAACUAGGACCAGCUGUCAGUCUGGGAUACAAGGUAGUUGAGAAAAGCUCUAGUUACUGAGCAAACACCAAGAUAAUAAAAUGAAAACAUACAGGACAGAGCCUCCAUUCUCGCCGGGUGAUAUGAGCCCAAAUGGCCACAGAAGAGCAGGUCAGCAUAGGUCAACAUCUUUCACUGCUCUCCAUAUGACUGGCCCCUGAAUAAGACUAGAAUCUUAUCCUCUUUUUUAAAAUCAGUACAUUUCCCCACAUUCCUUAUGAUGAUUUAUUUGUGGUAUGUAUGUCUGUCUGUGUGCAUGCGUGCAUGUGUGUGCGCAUGUGCACAUAUGUGUACACAAGUUCAAGGAGGCCAGGAAAGGGUGUCAGAUCUCUCAGAACUAGAGUUACAGGAGAUUGUGAACCCAGUGUGGGUGCUGAUGUUUAAACUCCGGUCCUCGUGAUUGAGUAGUGAGUGUUCUUAACCACUGAGCAAUCUCUCCAGUUCCUAUAAUGUAUUUUUUAAAGAUUUCUUUUUAUGUGUGUCUGCCUGUGUAAGUUUAUAUGCAGCUGUUACCCUAGAACUAGAUUUACAGAUGGUUAUGAGCCAUAAGGAGGGUGCUGGAAACCAGUCCUGGCUGUCUUUGAGAGUAAUAAAACAUUCUUAACCACUGAGCCAUCUCUCUAGCCCCUGAGGUAUUGUUUUCUUCUUCUUCUUCUUCUUCUUCUUCUUCUUCUUCU